Molecule: messenger RNA, 739 nt
Organism: Pygocentrus nattereri (red-bellied piranha)
Lineage: Eukaryota; Metazoa; Chordata; Actinopteri; Characiformes; Serrasalmidae
Gene: neurog3
Product: neurogenin 3
Exons: 1
Coding region: 1-627 (208 amino acids)
Molecular function (GO): protein dimerization activity
Source: RefSeq, a predicted model, not a curated record
AUGUCCCCUAAGUGCGCAUCCAUGGAAAGAAAUGGCACGCGCGCAUCUGGCGCUCAGUCCGCAAGGGAUUUUACUGCCGACGUCAUCACCUCCAGCAGUGAACUUGACCUAAGCAACGACGAAGACGCUCUCGCUUCGACCCCGAGGAAAAGUCGCCGGAGCACCAAGUGGUCAGGCAGAUGCGCGUCCAGGGCGUGCGGGGGAAACCGCAGGACGAAGGCCAACGACCGCGAGAGGCACCGCAUGCACAACCUCAACUCCGCCCUGGACGCGCUGAGGAACGUGCUGCCCACUUUCCCCGACGACGCGAAGCUGACCAAAAUAGAGACAUUGAGAUUUGCGCACAAUUACAUCUGGGCGCUGACCGAGACUCUCCGAAUUGCUGAGCCCGCCUGGCGCCCUGCGGACCUGGAGAAGGACGUGGAAGGUGUCCACGCGCCAGGCGCAGCGUGUCCAGCGAGCUGGCACGGAGCGCAAGGACACUACACGGACAUAUUGCUGCACCAGGUGGACUGCAGGUUUCAAGAGAACCUGAUGCUCGCUUUUGAUGAAGAUGAGGUGUUUAGGAAUGGAUGGGCGUGUUUUCCAAAGACACACAGCUCUGGCAUUAAUGACUGCAAGUUGUGAGGACGGAUAGAGAAUUUUCUCGACAAAAUUGGAGACGUUGCCAUUUUGGUUACUUGUGCUGCAUGUAUUUUAUGCGUCUAAUUAAAUGAAAUCAAAUGAAUCAGUUCACAGG